UUGCCUAAAACCAGAGGCAUCUUCCCCGUUGGGAGCAGGGGGUGACCCCUUUUCGAAGGUGCUCCAGAAUCCCUCCUGCGACUUAUUUAUUUAUUUAUUCAUUUUUAAAAGAGGGCAUUUCUGCAAGGAGGAGAUUCCCUAUUGCCUCUCUUCUGCUCCGGUUGUACUCUUCCAAUGUGGCGCUGCGUUGUGGUGUGAAGAGAACAUUGUUAAUCACUGGAAAUCCACUUCUCUAGUAAAUUAAAAGGGCAUCAUAGAACUUUCCAAAGGCAGAAUGGACUUCAAAAAGCAUACCACUUGAGAUCAAUAGAUAGUGGAUAUAUCUUACGACUAAUGGAAUCUUUCUGCAGCGUCCGGUGAAGCCAAACUUCUCACUAUGGUGCAAAGGGAGAGAACUGGAUUUCCCAGACUUGGCUACGCAACCCUCCUCCAAAGUGCAAACAAAAGAUAAGAGCAAGAAAAUCCCAUUUGUAAUGAGAGCGAGGAGCUGGAUAUAGCUAAACAGGUGCUGACUUGGUUGCAUCUUCCAACAUGACCAAUCCCCAGCCUGCUAUAGAAGGCGGAGUUUCAGAAGUUGAAAUAAUAUCACAGCAAGUAGAAGAAGAAACCAAAAGCAUAGCACCUGUACAGCUUGUUAAUUUUGCUUAUCGGGACUUACCACUAGCUGCACUAGAUCUGUCUGUAGCAGGUUCCCAACUAUUGUCAAAUUUGGACGAGGAGUACCAAAGAGAAGGAUCUAACUGGCUAAAACCGUGCUGCGGGAGACGAGCUGCUGUGUGGCAGGUAUUUUUGCUCAGUGCAAGUCUCAACAGUUUCCUGGUAGCCUGUGUAGUAUUGGUGGUGAUCCUUCUGACUCUGGAACUCCUAAUAGAUAUAAAGCUUCUCCAGUUUUCAAGUGCAUCACAAUUUGCUGGCGUUAUCCACUGGAUCAGUCUAGUUAUCCUCUCUUUGUUCUUUUCAGAGACUAUUUUGAGAAUUGUGGUUCUUGGCAUAUGGGAUUACAUUGAAAACAAGAUAGAGGUAUUUGAUGGUGCUGUGAUGUGAUAAUCCUUGGCUCCUAUGGUGGCGUCUACAGUGGCCAAUGGGCCAAGCAGUCCAUGGGACGCUAUCAGCCUUAUUAUCACACUGAGAAUUUGGAGAGUCAAAAGAAUUAUUGAUGCAUAUGUACUACCCAUUAAAGUGGAAAUGGAGAUGGUGAUUCAGCAAUAUGAGAAGGCAAAGGUCAUUCAAGAUGAGCAACUGGAAAGAUUAACCCAGAUCUGCCAAGAGCAGGGGUUUGAAAUUAGGCAGCUGAGAGCUCACCUAGCUCAGCAAGAUCUGGACUUGGCCGCUGAGAGAGAAGCCGCACUGCAGGCCCCUCACCUUCUGAACAAGCAGACCAGCAACCGGUACAAAGUUGUAGCUGCUGGAGGCGAUUCUGAUGACGAGGCAACGGAGAAUGUCAUGGAAAUGCGGCCUCCUCGGGAAGCCAUGGUCAAAGAUGAUAUGAACAACUACAUCAGCCAAUACUACAAUGAGCCCAGUAGUGACAGUGGCGUUCCCGAAGGUGCCAUCUGCGUCAUCACCACAGCAGCCAUUGACGUCCACCAGCCCAACAUCUCCUCAGACCUCUUCACCGUGGAAGUGCCAAUGAAGAUCAUGGGGAGCAACGGGAUGUCCACCAGCGUCGCCUCAGGCAGUGCCUCCCGAUCCACAGACAGCUCCGUCACCCGGGCCCAGAGCGACAGCAGCCAAACCUUCGGCUCUUCCACGGACUGCAGCACCACCCGGGAGGAGUCCUCGGAGUAUUGCCCCUUGGAGAGGCCCUGCCAUGUAUCCCAACGGGAGCAGGGCGAUCCUUCUUCCGCCCACGCCAGGGUCAACAACGCGGUGGUGCAAGAACUGCUCUCCUCUUUAUCUGAAGACUCCUGCUUGACAGAAAAAGGACUGAACCCGGUCAACCUGAAACUGCCGAGCCCAGCAGGGUCUACCAAAGCUAGCCCUGAACUGGAGCAUCGAGUAAAUAUUUAUAACAAGAAGAACCAAGAAACCUUUGGCGUGUUUCAGAUCAAGCCAGUCAUCCACUACCAGCAGAAUGCAUCCAUGAUCGACAAGUAUACAUCUUUGGAAUCCAAAGAUCAAAAAUUAAACAGGGUCCCAGAUUCGUAGUCCUUUUCCUGCCAUGGGGAAGGGGUGGGUGGGGUUAAAAUAAAAUUUAAAAAUAUGCUUCAGAGAGGGGAGAUGUUCUAGAGCUUUAAAUGGGGCCCUUGGAACCAUCCAUGAACGGACAUGUUGUUGGAAUCAGAAUGAAAUGAAAAUCCAUUUUUUUAAAAAAAAUGCAUGAGUUGGGAGAGCCAGCACGAAAAACUUGACAAUUGCUACUAUUUGAAGUCCUCAGGCUUCACCUCCCCUACCCCACCUAAGGAAGAGAUGGGGCUGUGGGAACCACUCUGUUAAAACAAUGACCUCAGAUAUGUAUAGAUUCUUAAUAUGUUCUUUUUCUUAAAAAAAAAA
This is a messenger RNA of Pogona vitticeps (central bearded dragon), 2493 nucleotides long. The record is from RefSeq and is a predicted model, not a curated record. NCBI's taxonomy places the organism in Eukaryota, Metazoa, Chordata, Lepidosauria, Squamata, Agamidae.